UUACUUAGGACUUUAUUUGUUCUCAAAUACAGCAAUGCCAUUGUAUUUGCUGAGAACACCUGAGGAUCAUUACAUAAAGCAUCUUUUGUUAGAUAAUUUCAGGGUGUACAUGUUCCAAGAAUCUAUACACCAACAUAACAAGGAAGCCUUCUUUGACAGAGGGAAUCCCCUUAUCUUGGGUUAAUAAGCAGUCAUUGCUAAAAAGGUUAACUCCUAAUGAGAGCGGGACCCUGGCUUGGUAUAUUAUAUAUUUGGCAAAUUGUUCUGUCUUGGGACUUCCUGCCACAGAGCAGCAUAGCUCCGCCAACCUCAUUCACCAUCACUAUGAAGGGCAUCACUGCUUUUGCCAUUCUUGCUGCGGCAGCCACUGCAUGGGCUACCUCUCCACCUGAAUUUAAAAGGAAUCUCCUUGCAAAAGGAAAACAGCAGCUAAAAAUGAUUGUGGAAUUGAAGGAAGGGAACACAGGACGCAAUUUUUUGUUACAAUUGCAGGUGAAUUGUUCCCAAUACUACCCAAAAAGCACAGGAAUUGCUUGCUCCAAGCUGCGGAAACCAGUAUGUGGCACAGAUCAGAUAACUUACAGUAAUGAAUGCAUGGUCUGCCUGAGAAACCGAGAAAAAGGAAAUCAACUCAGAAAACUUCAUGAUAAUGAAUGUGUUCAAUGCACUGGAUAUUCUAAAAUAUGUACUAUGGAGUUCACACCUUUCUGUGGAUCUGAUGGAAAACUGUAUGGCAACAAAUGUUCACUUUGCAACGCUGUUGUGUAAAAAAUGACUGUCCUCAUCCUACACAGAGGAAACAGACCCACAGAGGGGGAAAGGACUUGCCCAGGGCCACACAGCAAGUCAAGGAUCAACCUGGGUCUUUUACAAGA
Molecule: messenger RNA, 875 nt
Organism: Loxodonta africana (African savanna elephant)
Lineage: Eukaryota; Metazoa; Chordata; Mammalia; Proboscidea; Elephantidae
Product: double-headed protease inhibitor, submandibular gland-like
Exons: 5
Coding region: 217-768 (183 amino acids)
Molecular function (GO): protein binding
Source: RefSeq, a predicted model, not a curated record